CCCCGCAGUUCGAUUGGAGACACCGGCCGGCAUCGACGGCUGUUGUGGAGCUCCCUUCACUUUCGUGUUCGCGCGUGUGUUAAAGUAUCUUUAAUAAUCAUAGCUUUCUUUCUUUUGUCUUGAACAACGAUCGUGAGAUCAUUCUUGACAGGUACAACGUUUAAACGAAUGUUUCCGAUCGUUACUUUUUCGUGUUCUUUUCCUAUCAUUCUUCUCUACCUUCCUUUUCUAUCGCGGUGAAAUAUUUCUUUUACGAGUGUCUUUAAUAAGCUAUCUUAUUGAGUUUUUCUUGUAAUAUAUUAAAUUAAUCAAAUAAUCGUAAAUAUAUCGCGAAAAGUGGUGUAUAUACAGUUUAUUACUUUCUGUGAUUUCAAACGUUCGUGCCGUUGUUCGUGGCGUUGUCGAUCGUAUUGCGUAGUUCCGAUUCGUGUGACAUAACUAUGGUUUCAAGCAGUUCAAUUGUGGUCAUUGAACUAUAUGAAGAUUAAGGAAGAAUCAAUUCGAAUCGAGAAGUGUCGCUGAUCGAUCGAAACGCGAUAUCAGUGUGUUCUCUACGCGACGGUGAACUCGCGAUUAAUCGAUAGUCGAUCGAGAAGUUCGAUUUGCGAGAAAUGCGAAAGUGAACACAGUCGGGGCGAACGCGUGCAUGUACAUCGCAGGACGAUGGCUGAACUUCGUGUUUAUCGGUUUUUCGUGAUCCUUGUUCAUCUGGCAGUUGUCUUGGUGCUCGCUCAGAAUCCUAUCGAGGAGAAGACCACAUUCGAAGCUGCUUUUCAAGGAAGAUGCGGCCACGGGUCUCCCUGCGAGCAACUCUGCUACGAGCUUCACGAUGGGAUGUACGAGUGCGAUUGCAAGGACGGGUACAUCCUUCAUAAAAAUGGAUACAGCUGCGCCGAGCUGAAUUCGACAUCGCCGUCGACAGGCGAGCUCGGCGAGUUGGUGGAAGACGUGGAGAACGAUGAAUUAAACAAAGACACGGACGACGAUGAAGAUGCCGUCGAGGACAUCCUUUAUAUGCGCGGUGCAUCGUUCACGAUACACUUGGAUCCUCCGCCAGAAAAUUCCACCACGAAUUCCAGCAAAAUUAUCGAGGAAACUAGCCCACCCGUCGAUCGAGUUGAACUACGAGCCACGUCUCAAGGCCCCAAUUUGGAACAAAAGCUGCCUUCCACGAUGGAGAGCAUAGUGAGCACGGAGCCAGCGUGCUCGUUAGACUGUGGCCCAGCCGGAAACUGUUACAUCGAGCAGAGCCACGGCGACGACGUCGAUCUGAUCGACGACGACGACGACGACGACGACGACGACGACGACGACGAGACGGGGGGCGACGCCUCGAUGGCCAUGGAUCUCGAAGGGAACGACGUCGCACCGAGACGGAAGCAAGGGUCCUUCAGGCAACGGUGUCAAUGCCCCCUGGGAAGGGGUGGCGAUCGAUGCCAGCUCGAGGCCGAGGUAAGAUCGCCCAGGUUCACAGGUUCCGGUUGGCUUGCGUUUCCCGCGUUGAAGGCCGCAUACAAGCACGUCCAGUUGGAACUGGAAUUCCGUCCCGAGGCGUGGGAUGGUAUCUUGCUUCUGGCCGGGGAGAGGGACGAUCUUCAGGGUGACUUCAUGGCCUUGAUUCUGCAUCACGGAUUCAUCGAGUUCAGGUUCGAUUGUGGGAGCGGAGUCGGCACAGUGAGGAGCACGCAAACAGUGAGGUUGAACGAAUGGAACACCCUGACUGUCUACAGGCAUCGAUGGGACGCCUGGAUUCAGCUGAAUCAAGAGAAACGAGUCGAAGGAAGAUCGAAGGGCUUGUUUGCGAGAAUUACCUUCCGCGAGCCAUUAUUCGUCGGCGGACCUGGAAACACAACCGGCCUCGAGCGACUUCCGGUGAGGACCGGAUUUAAGGGUUGCGUCCGGCAUCUGGAAGCCAAUGAACACCGUUAUCGCUUCCCUCUCGCGCCACAGGGGGAUGCUGCGAACGGUUUCGACGUGGAGGAAUGCACGGCGGACAGAUGCAGCAAGGUACCCUGUUCCCAUGGCGGGAAAUGCUUGACUACCGGAGGCGACACGGCUGUAUGUCUCUGCCCCCUCGGAUACACCGGCGACUUGUGCGAGACCAGGGUCGAUUUGCAGGUACCUUCGUUCAAUGGAUCCUCUUAUCUGCGUUACCCUGGAUUGGCCGACACGUCGCUAUCCUGGCUGGAAUUGGCUGUCACGUUGAAACCAACUGUCGCAGAUGGAGUUAUACUUUACAAUGGCCAUCACAGCGACGCCACCGGCGAUUUCAUCGCGUUGUACCUGUCGUCCGGCCAUGUUCAGUUUACCUUUGACCUGGGAACAGGGCCAGCCAGUUUGAGAAGCGAGAAUCCUGUUCGUCUGGGAGAGUGGGUGGAGGUUCGGGUGUCGAGAACCGGACGUUUGGCCUCGCUCGAAGUCGAGGACGACCCCCCGCAGGAAAUCCUAGCCCCGGGCGCUUUCACACAACUGUCGUUGCCGUUAAAUCUUUACUUGGGCGGCGCGCCAUCCACUGACAUGUACUCCCCGAAGAUGAAAACGACCGCCAGCUUCGUGGGAUGCGUUCAGACGGUCAUUUUGAAUCGUCGCGAGAUCGGAAUCCUCGCCGAGGCUUUGGGCGGGGUGAACGUGGGCAAUUGCGGACACGCGUGCGAGGCGAGACCGUGCGGAGACGCGGAGUGCCGCCCGCUUCGGGACCGAUUCACGUGUCGUUGUCGACCUGGCAUGCCCCAUCCCUGUCCAGCGCCGGACGACAACACGAUUUUGGACAGCUCGCCCUCGAAAACGAACGCUGCCACGCGGUUCGAGAGAUCCGUGCCCAGUUUCUCGGGCAGCGAGAGCUAUCUCCACUACAACGACGCGGACACGAUGAAAAGGAUAAUAAGCUACAGGGUGGACAUCAAUAUGAGAUUCAGGGCGAGCAGCAGUAGCGGGCUGCUGCUUUGGAGCGGGCGACAAGCGGAUCCGCAAGAGCAAAGGGACGAGAACGACGAUUUUCUAGCCCUCGGAUUGGAUCGUGGCUAUUUGACUUUAGCUUACAAUCUUGGCUCGGGCGAGGCUGUUCUGCGGUACAAUUUAACGAGACUGGACGAUGAUCUAUGGCAUCGGGUCCGAGCAGUGAGGAACGAACAGUGGGCGUCGCUUGUCGUCGACAGCGGUACAGGCGUUUCCGCGUCGUCGCCUGGACAGCUCAGACAGUUGAACACUGACACGGGUCUUUAUGUCGGUGGCGCGCCGGAUAUCGUGAGGACAACGGGAGGAAGAUACGCAAAGGGUAUCGUGGGGUGUAUCAGCGAUCUGGUCCUGGACUCGGACUUCUCCGUGGCGUUGUCGUCACCGGGACAGGCCACCAACACGCACUCGUGCAUCCCCUGAAAGACAUCCGUGCCGUCCGACGUUAGAUGGUCAGGUCCGCGUGGACCAGCGCUUAGGAUAUGAAAAUGCGUCACGAUGAAUAGAAGCUGGCCAAGCCAGAGAGGAUCGUUGCCCAGCGUUUAAGGCUGAACCGCGGCUGCCUUGAUACGCCUUGAACGCUGAUCACGUCUACGAUUUAUACACACCGAUCAUCAUGGAUUCAUCAUUUUUGUACAGACUUUCAUCAACGAUUAAAAUUCUCCCCUUCGAAGGGAACGAUAAAAGGAAAAAGAAAAAAAAAAGAAAAAGAAAUGAAAAAUAUAUAUAUAUACAUAUAAAAAAAAGGAAAAGGCUAAGGAAAAUACAAGAGCAAAAAAAAAAGGUGAACGAAUGAGAAAAGACUAUAUAUCGUCGCGUCGAAUAAUAAAUAGACAGCUUACUGUAAAUAUUAAACGAAGGGAAAUCUAUCAGUCGCCUCACGAUGAUAUUUCCAUUCCGGUGACAACUUCCUGUCUGCACAAACACACCCUCGUGUCUCGUCGACUACUCGAUCUCGGGACGAUAUCGAGAGCUUAUUAUAUCAUUCGAUUAUUUAAAAAAAAAGAAAGAAAAAAAAGAAGAGAAAUAGAAAGAACGUUUCCAGCUUUUCCUUAUUCCCUGUGGUGUUGCGUUUCGAACGCGAAUCGAUCCAAAACGCGAAUCGAACGAUGUCGAGAUACACGAUCCGAGUUCCUGAGAAUCGUUCCUAUCGCGCGUUGGACGGAAGUUGUUACGUAAGGAACGUGUGUCUAGUCACAGCCACGGACUGUCUCCGGCCGGAUUAAGAACUCGAUGUGCAGAGCUCGUCUCGAAGACGGCUUUAUGGCCUAAUAAGAUAAGAAAAGUAGAGAAGAAGUAGGAGAAGAAGAAUAAAGAGAAGGAAAAAGAGAGAGAGAGAGCAUAACCCCUCAAAAGCGUCAAUUUCUCAAUUAAGCUCUCCGACCGGAUGCCACGCGAGAUCUUUGAAUUGCGAGGCAUUUUCGAUCCCAGCAGAUAGGAAAAUAUGAAUAUCGAGAUGAUUAUUACAAUGUGAUUCGAGAAAAAAAAUUCAAAUCGAGGGUAUCGAGGCACCUUAAAUACGUCCAACCACACUUCAUACGCGACAGAUCGAUUCUUAGAUCGUUGUCUAAGAUUUUCCACGUACAUUUCUUUUCCACGAUGGUUGCAAAAUAAAGCGGUUUAGCAACAAUUAUUUCGUUUCUCGUUCGAGCGAGCACGCCUCGAACACUCGAUAGGGAGGAUUAGAUGCAGAACAGAACGUUAAAUCAAUUACGAAAGGUACAAGAAGGACCAAAAGCAAUUAACACCUUUAAACAGGGAUGCAAAGGUAACUUGAAUUCCCGAAGAAAAUCGAGUGCUUAUACACGGUGAAAUUGUAAUGCCUCUUUAACCAAGGGGUUAUUUUAACCAAAAGGGCUAAAUUUCUUCCAUUCGUUAGCGCGUUUCCAAUUAAUUAAUAAACAUCUUGAACGAUUGUAUACCGCGGACGGAAAUAUCCAAUGGAUGAAAGCCAUUGUUAUAUUUAGAUAUUUUUCGAAAAAAGAAUAAAAUGAAACGUGGCGAGGAGGACAUAAUAAUUCAGAAAUAAUUUUCCCCGUGUAUAAUUAAGAUUUUUCGAAAUUUUCGUUGCUUUUGCAUCCGCUCGACACGCACGCGAGAUGAAGAGGAUCGGCAUCGUGCGUGCAGAGAAUCUGCACGCCCGUGUUUCACAAUAACCACACUAUGCUUCGUAAGGUACUUCCGUAGCUGGCAGUGUACGCUCCUCGACGUUUCCGCUUAAGAAGCACCGAGCUGCACAUUCUAACGGUUAAAUAUCUGUAUAAAAUGUAGCAACUUAAUUACGAAGAUGUCCCCGCAUAUUUUCUUAAAUUCAAGACAAGACUUUUCCGCACGAUCCCGAACGAACGGAUCCAACGUUGCACAAUAACCCCUUCGACAUGAUUGAAAACGAGAGAAUAGUAAAAGGAAAAUAAAAAAUAAGAAUUAAAAAUAUAAUCAGAGAUUCAAGUCACAUUUUGUUGUCGACGAUCAUUAAAUUUCGAGAAGAGGAUUGAUUGUUUUAUCGAUAACUCUACAGGUUGAAUUGAUCAGGUGCUAAAUCCUGGUCCGAUAAUCCUCGAUCAACCGUUCCUAUAUAUCUUGCUAUAUUACAAGCCCUAAAGAAACAGUAGAAUUGGCUUUUCCGUGCGAAUCGAUUUGACGGACAACGUAACAGUUCGCCAAACCGAACUUUAUUUGGUAAUAAAGUUUUACUUAAGAAGAAGUUAUAUACGUUAUAUCGGCAAAACGAUUCAGCGCAAAACUGUGUUUGUCGAUAAACGUCGAGUCUUUGUGUCGAAUGGGUUGAAGGGAAGGGAGAGUCGAUCGGGAUCAAAAGGUCAGGUCAAUACGUAUACAUGUCAUAUCUUAAUAAAAAAAAAAGAAAAAAGAAAAAAAAAGGAAACCCUAAAGAGAGGAAAUAAGGGUUAAGGAGAUAGAUGGGUAUACACUUUGAUUUCUCCGUUUUGCACGGGAAUGAUUUGAACUCAAACACAUCAUAUAAAAGCAAUCGGCUGUAGUCAAUUUUGUACGGAUGUUAUUUUUCUUGAAAUUAUAUAAUAUGAAGGAGAUGGAGAAGGGAGAGACGAAAGAAAUAUCAAAGAUGAAUGGUAGUUAUGUAGGGAAAUAUAAUAUAAUAAUAAUAAACGAUUAUUCGUGAAGUCUAGCGAUAUAAAGCACGAGGUGAAAAUAUUUUAGCCCAGCCUCUCGGGGACACACUCUUUUACUUCGUUUCUUUUCUUACUUACUUCCUUUCCUUCCCUUCUUCCUUUUCCCUCUUUCCUUCCUUCCUUCCUUCCUUCCUUUCUUCCUUCCUUCUUUCCUUCUUUCAUUUCUCUGCACAAUUUUUAAACAACGUCGGUGUAUGUGUCUGUGCGUAUAUGCGUGCGUGCGUAUAUGUGUGUGUGUGUGUGUGUGUGCGUAUCAAUCUCUGAACGAUCCUCCAAGCUUCGUAAUACGCUUGUAUAAACUUUGUUCGUGGAGAUCGUUUCGCGACGUUGCUGAAAAAAAGAAAAACAAUUUUGUACAAAAAAGAGAAAAUCUUGCGGCAAUGAGUAAAAAACUUUUGUGCCACGUGUAGAAAUUUCCAUGCGUUUUGUUAUUUUUUUUUUUUCUUUUUUCUUUUCUAAUAUUUGUGCGUCUCGCUUCCAUCCUAGUAUCCACGCUUGAAAACAAGGUUCCUCGACAAUUUUUCACUAUUAGCGUGUAACCAUGCGUAUUUUUCAUUUCUCGAUUAUUAUCAUGAUCUUUAGAUCUCCUCGUUUAAAUAUGUUUAAAGAUUUAUUUCUUUUUUCCUUUUUUUUUUUUUUAAUAAUAUCAGAUAAUUAAGAAACUUAAGGAUUAAUGUUAACAUAGCAUGUAUAAUUUGUUUUCUAUCAAUUUUAGUUAAUUCUAAUUCUUUUAAUAUAUUAUCACUUAUAAUUAUUUCCUUUUCUAUAAAUUAAUUCUGCGAUACUUUUUGUUCUUUUCGAUUAUACGCGUUUUUUUCUUCUACAUUCUUUCUAAUUUGUAAUAACUGAUAAUAUCUGUUAUUACAAUAUGUUUUAUAAAACAUGUUAUGUAAAUUAUUUUACGUUGCCUUGCGUCUUUCUAUAAUGUUGCGUUUACGCAAAUUUUAUAUAUUAUUUUAAUGAAUUUGGCCUUUAUUAGGAAUCAUUGAGUAAAUUAACUCUUAAACCGUUUUACUUGUAUCGAUAAAUUGUAGCGUAUCAGAUUCUAUUUAUUGUACGUUGGGUGGAUACAUUAGAUUGUUUCAUAAUGUUUAAUAUUUAAAAGUUUUAAUAAACGGAACUGAAAAUGAAUAUAUUACGUUUACUAUUUUCCUUUGACCAAGUGUAAGAUAUAAUCUGUUUGAUCGUGAAACGAAGAAGAUUUUUGUGAGACAAUCUAAUGAUAGAACCAGAAAAGUUUAUGCUAUAAUGGUGUUUUCUUCGAGAUAUUUAUAUACUCAAACGUUAGUAAAUUUCUUAGAUAACUUUAACGAACUUAUAAAUCUUUGUCCCUUAAUGUUAUAAAUCUUACGAUUUUCAUUGAUCCUUCUAAAGAAUCAAAGGGAAAAGUAAAAGUGUUUCUUUUUUCUUUUUUCCUCUCUUUCUCUCGUAAUAUUCUCUGUAUCGUUUUGUACAAUAUCUGUCCCAUAUUUUGAUAUAUUUAUAUAGAAACAAGAUGCUUAAAUUAAUAAGUGAAUAAAAAAACGUAUCGUUACAUAAAAUUAUAAUGUUAUAUAAAUAUAUCGUUAUUUUUAUCGUUCGUAUCUUCAUUUUUAGAUCAUUUCAAAGGAAAUUAAUAUUUUAUUUCUACGAUAGAAUACGCAUACGUUGUGAAACGACCAGACGAUGGUUGUAUGAGUCAACAGGUCGUACAAAAUGCCUGAUAUAAUUCAAUAAUGAGGAUUAUAUAGUAUAUUCGAAUAAGGCUGAAGUGAAAAUCGUACUUACAUCAUACUAAAUUUGAAUGUAAGAAGAUUAAAAAAAGAAAAAAAAGAAGAAAAAAAGAAAAAAAAAAGAAGGAAAGAUCGCUGGAUAUCACACCUCAAACAAAGCGAGAAGAAAAAGAACGCUAUUAUUAAAAACAAAAAAAAUAUCAUAUACAUAUUAAUAUAUAAUAGAUAUUAUAUUAUUACUAAAUAUUAUAUUAAUAUAUGAUGCUAUAUAUUAAAUAUUUCUAUUAUGUCCGUCUGCAAAGUCUAUUAGAAGAGUCUAUCCUGUCAACCUAUUCUUGCGACCCAUGUGGAUCUCCUCGAAUAUAUAUGUAUAUACAUAUAUGUAAGUGUGUGUAUGCAUGUAUGUAUGCAUAUAGAAUGGUCGAAAAUGAAUUUUUCAUAUUUCGAUGCUGCAAAAAAAAAUAAAAAUAAAAAAAAAAGGAGCAAAAAUUGAAAGAAAGUCGUAAAAAAAAAAAAGAAAGAAAGAAAGAAAGAAAGAAAAGAUGAUGAAAGAAACGAGCACACAAAACGAGACGUUUGAUAUCGAAAGUAUAUUAAAAAAAAAAAAAAAAAAAAGAGGAUAAACGAUUCUCUCGCUCUCUCACUUUGGACAAAGAAAUUACUAUUCGUGUAGUAUAAUUUCAAUGAUGAUUAAUCGUGCGAAGGAGCUUAUCGAAAUCUGAUCGUAUCACGCAAUUGCGCACAGAGAAUCACUUCGUUAGGAUCGUGCUAUCGUGACACUUGUACAUCUAGGUUUAUAACUUUUUGCAUCGUUGUAUUUUCUCGAGAAAGGAAUUAUACCUUUUGUCUCAUUACUUGCCAUAAAAAAUAAUUAUCAAGAACAUAUCUUUAUAAUUAAUUAAAUGAUAAUGAUUCAUACUGUUUAAAUGUUUUUUCUUUUUGUAUUAUUAAAAAAUAGGAAAUAUUUCAAGAAACAAGAUUUCAUUCAUAAAUUUUUAUUGCUUUUAUAUUGAAUAAAUCCUCUCUUUUUCAUUAAGAUUGAAAAAAAUAAUUUGAUUGGAAUGAAAGAUUGAUAAAAUAAUUUUAUUAAACGUUUGGUAAAUUGUACGUUUUGUAAAAUUAAAUUAUUUAUAAAAAGGGUUAAAAAAUGAUUAAUAUUCGAAUUUUCAUAUUGUUCUCUCAACAAUUACCAAACAAAAUGAAACAAUUUUAAAGUUAAUUUAUUUAUUACAUCUAAUGCAGCGCGAUAAUUUAACGAAAUUGUGUAUGUAUAUGUUGAAACACGCAGUGGUAUAAAUUCAUAUGAGCAAAUGUGUGUGUCUCAGCCCAUGUUGUCGAAGUAUCAAUAAAAAAGAGAUUUUGUAAAAAAA
Messenger RNA from Apis cerana (Asiatic honeybee), 9183 nucleotides. Its product is annotated as pikachurin. Lineage: Eukaryota; Metazoa; Arthropoda; Insecta; Hymenoptera; Apidae. Gene Ontology annotation, molecular function: calcium ion binding. The record is from RefSeq and is a predicted model, not a curated record.